AUGAAUUUUACCAUCAAUUCAAACAUUUUUAAGAUCUAAAAUCACGAAUAAAUGAACUAAUUUAUUAACUUUUUGAAGCUUAAUGGACAAUUUACAAAUGGAGAAUUUCACUUUGGAGACUAGUAACAUGAAAAAAAAUUUACUAUUUUUUAAUAAGCAUUUUAAACAUUAAAAGAAAACUUUCCAGAAUUCAAACUUAAAUUUAAAUGUCAUAAAGGCAAUCAAUAAGGCUCUAUUGAUAUUGAUUAAAAGAUGAAAAGUGAAGAUACAAGAUAAACAUUCUAAACACGAACAAAUGAUUAAUCAAUUAGUUUAGAUUAAUAUAGAACUUUCGAAAAUUAACAACCUUAAAUGUAAGUUUAAUAGGAAGUCAAGAAUAUAGAAUCACAUAUAGAAUAUAAAAAAGAUGAAAGUUUAAAAUUGCAAUAAAGUGAAGGAUCAGAUGAAGAAUCUGAAUUUGACAAUUUUCAAGAUAAUAAUCUAAAACAAACGAUUAGUUUUGAAUAAAAUGAUGUAUUUUAAUUAGAAGAUAAUGAGUAUAUUACAGAGUUACAUAGUGAUAUUCUUCGAUAAUUACAUAAUUCAGAAUGCAGAAAUUUGCAAUUUAAUAGUGAAGUGGCUAAUUAAGAUGUAGUUGAUUCUGAGAUCAAAAUUCUUGGAUUAGACACAGCUUAAAUAAUAAAACUAUAAAAUGAUUUGAUACUUAAAAUUGUGUAGAAAUUCUUUUUAUAAGAAUGGAAUCAAUUAAUUAAUUCCUUAAAUUUAGAGCAAAAGAAAAUGAAAAUGAAUCUUUACAGACUUCUAAUAAUUUAAGAUAUUGAACAAGUUAAAAAAGGAAUAUUAGACUUCAUUAAUAAAAUUUCAUAUAUAGACAUUGAAUUUUGCUAUUAUACUAAUUAUACAAUGAUAGCUGAGUCUAAGAUAAAUGAAUUUUUAAGACGCUAUGAAAUAUACCCAUUUCAACAUUUUGAUAACUUCUAUUUAGUUUCUAAAACCUAGAAUGUGUCUCAACUUCAAGAAAUAAGUCAAAAAAUAAAUAACAAUUAUAGAGGAAUAUUCUUACAUUUUUCAUCAUUAAGGCCAUAUAAAUAAGAAAUUUAAUAUAAUAAGGAUCUGGCAUUAUGUAGAUCCCUAUAUUAUGAAAAAAAUUUAGUUGAGCAGUUUAAAUAAAUAUGUAUGAAUCAAUAUUUUGAUGAAUAAUACUUUUUUUUAGAAAUGAAUUUUAGUCAUGUUAAGCAGGAUAGAGAUUUAUUUGAAAAAUAAAUUAAAAAAUAUAUUCAAAAUAAUUUAAAAUGUCCUUUAUUAUUAAAGUUUACUACUUAAUGUAAUUAAAAAGAUGAAAAAAUUAUAGAUAAAUUGUUUUAAGAUGAAAUUGAAGCUGAAUAAUUAAAUAUUAUAUAUUUAAAUAAAGAAGGAACAUUCCUAAUUUUUGGGAAUCCAGAACACCUUUUAGAUAUAUUUAAAACAAUUAGUGCAAAGUAAGAAACAUAAAAAACUUUUAUCACAUAAACAACUUUAUUUGUUGACAGGUAAAAUGCUAGCUGGCCGACAUUUUCUUAAUAUAAACCUUUUGAUUUAGACGCCUUACCUCAAAUCAUGAAAGAACUUGGAUUUAAAAAAUAAUAAAGUUAAGAAUCUGAGAUGAUUUUCUAGAAUACUGAAAAAAUUAACUUUAAUCAUUUUUGUAAGAAAAAUAAUAAUAUAUAGUAAAAAUAAUGGAAAUGAUAUGUGUGAUUCGAUAAUAAAAUUAAAAUAAGGAGAAGAUUAAAUCUAUUAACAAUAAAUUUCUUUUAAAUCCAUAUAAGGCUUAACUUAAUAGAUUGGAUAAUGAAUUAUUUUCUCUAUCUUAAGAGGGUUGUUCAAAAGGAAAAAAAGAAACUUUUUCAGUUACAAUUGAUAUCGUUUAAAACAACAUUAAAUAAUUCUCUUGCUCAAAAAUCAUAGAAUUAAAAGUAUAAGUUUCUUUAUAAUUUAGCCUAAAUUUUUGGAUAGCAUUAUUAAUGAUUACUUUUACUAAGAUUUUUAAGAAAAACUAGUUUAAAGAAAUUAAUAAAUUUAAUUUAUUAAAAUAGAAGAAGGUAAAUAUUAACUUUCUUCUUAAAACAGUUAAGUGAUUAAACAAUUUGAAGAGUAUUUCUCUAAAUUUGUGACAUAAAAACUUAUUUUAAAUCAAGAGCUAUUAAGUGUUUUUUAAUUUAGUAAUUAUAUGAAAUAAGAAUUCUCUAAAAAAGGUGUUUAUUACAAAUUAGAACCUGAUGGAAUAAUUUUUAUUUCAAAGAGCAUGGAUUCAAUUAAUAAUGUUAUUUAAAGCUUAUAAAAUUAUAGAGGAUUUAUUAUAACCAUGCAUAGUUUAAAAUCUUAAAAUUUAGAGGAAAAACUUGAAAAUUAUUAAUUAGUUUAAGCUAGAAUUGGAUAUAUGAAAUAUAUAUUGGGAGAUUUUUUAUAAAAUAUUAAUCAUCAUUAAUAAAAUGUAAAAAUUAUGGAGAUAGAAUUUAAGGAGGAAUAAGAGAUAAGUGCAUUUAGUAUAUUCCAUUUAAAUUUUGAUAAAUAGAGAAUCAAUUUUAAUUCAUAGAUGAUGGAUUCAGCAACAAUUUUAUUAUAAGAGGAUAUUAUAUCAAUGAUUUAACAUUUGUACUUUUUCGAAUUAAAAACUGAUUAAGAAACUGGUAAAAUCAUAUUUUUAAAUAUUAUUAAAAAUCCUAAAAUUUAUGUUACUUUCAAAUAAUAAUACAGUGAUUACUUUAUUACUAUGUUGGGAAAUUAAAAAUAAUACAAAGAAUUAUAUGAAAAUUUGAUUCAAUUAUAAAAUAAUCAAAAACAAUAACAAAAUAUUGAAUUCAGUAUAUAUAUUGAUUAAUUUUGUGUUUUUCAAAAUAUAAUACAAAUUCAAUAGAGCAAAAAAAAAUUUAAACAAGAUUUUGAAAAAAAAGGUUUUGAAGUUGAUGAUUAAAAAAUUAAAUGGAUUAUCAAAUCAAAAAAACCAACUUAAUCAUGUAAUUAUUUCAAUAAUUUUAGUUUAAAUAUUAUCAAUUUUAGUAAAUAAAAUGAUUGAGGAGGAUGAAUCUAGAUAUUAUUAAGAUCCUAAUGAUAAAAAUGAUAAUUUUCUCUCAAAUAUUUCUGCAAUUAAAUAGGAAGGAUCAUCCUUUUAAAGCAAAUCAUUCAUAUAUUAUUAUUAAGACUUCUUUGAGGAUUGGUAAUCAAAAAAUCUUUCUAAUAGCAUAUAUUAGGAUGAAACUAUGAAAAAGCUUCAAUAAAUAACAAUUAAUAAAAAUGAGAUAUAUCUACCUUAAAAAUAGUAAUUAUCAUAAUAAACUAUUUUAUCGUUCUAAAAUGAAGAUUUUAACAAGUAAAAUAUAUAAGUACAAUAAUAACAAUAACAAUAAUAAUAAUAAUAACAAUAAUAAUAAUAAUAAUAAUAAAAAUAAUAAUCAACAAAUCAAAUCAAAAUCGAUAACAUACUGCAAAACUAAAAUUAAUAUGAUAAUGAUGAUAGUGCCUAGAUGAGCAGUUCUUAAAUAAGUAAUAGUUAAUCAAGUUAAAUAAUAAAAGAAUCUUAUUAAUUUUAGUCUGAAAUAAGUCCUACUUUUGAAAAAAAAUGUUUAUUAGUUGAAUUUUAAAAGAAUUUAAUUUCAAUAGUACCUCCGCUUGAUGAAAAGUUAGUUCAACAUCUCACAUAAAAUUUAAAAAAUGAAAAAUUUGAAUAUUUUGAACCAUAAGUAAAUUAGGAUUACAUUAAUUAUUUUCAUAAAAUAGCAUAACAAACAAUUACAUUAUAUAUUAUCUAAAAACAAGAUAAAGAAUACCAUAAUGAAUUUUCAAAAAAGCUAUUGUAUUAUUUAAAUUACGAAGUAUUAAUUGAAAAAUUUAUGAGUCACAGUUCUUUAAUUAUUAUCUGCUGUAAAGCAAAUAAAGCAGCACGUUAUUAAAUUCCAAAUAAAGAUAAGAGUUAUUAAAUUUGUUUAAAAGAUUCGAAUUAAGUUUUACCUUUUUUAUGGAUUAGAAGAAAAACAAUUUAAAGUUGA
Molecule: messenger RNA, 4022 nt
Organism: Paramecium pentaurelia
Lineage: Eukaryota; Ciliophora; Oligohymenophorea; Peniculida; Parameciidae
Source: the annotation of a GenBank genome assembly